CAGUCACUCAUGUUUUUGGUGUGACCGUUCCUCUUCAAACUGAAACAAACUGAGAGAGAGAUAGAGAAGAUGUUCGUGAAAACUGUGUCCGGCAAAACCAUAACGCUCGACGUUGAGUCGACCGACUCCCUCGACAACCUCAAGGCUCAGAUUCACGUCAAGGAAGGGAUUCCACCAGAGGAGCAACGUUUGAUUUUCGCCGGAAAACAGCUGGAAGAUGAUGACCUUACUAUUGCAGAUCUCAACAUUCACAAAGAGUCUACCUUGCAUUUGGUUAUGAGCCUGAAGGGUGGAAAGCCAAAUAGAUAUGAGCCAUAUCUUUGUGAGCUGGCCAAAAAAUACAGGCAGUACAAGAAAAUUUGCCGCAAAUGCUAUGCUCGCCUGAGCCCUCGCGCUGUCCAAUGUAGGAAGAAAAAAUGUGGAUACAGCACUCAGUUGAGGCCCAAGUCGAGAAAGAGUGAAGAUAUCGAGUAGUCAGAUUCUGUGUUGGGGAAAAUAAAUUAUUAGAAAUUGAAGGUUUCGAAAAUUUCUAUGGUUCCGACUCCUUGGCUAUUUCUUCACUCUACUAAGUUUAGGGGUUAUCUUCUAUGAUUCCAAGACUUAUUUCUACGGUUACUGUAAUAAAGUUUAGUAUUGAUGCAUAUGUUCCAAUACUAAGUUUAGGGGUUCUCUUCUAUGAUUCCAGGACUUAUUUCUAUGGCUAUUGUAAUAAAGUUUAGGAUUGACGCGUAUGUUCCAAGGCUUCCAGUAUGCUAUUUUAUGGGUAUUAAUUUGUUUUUCUUGUCAUUGUCCAGAGUUCUUUGGUUCUUAUAUGAAUCUAUAAAAUAAAGUCAG
This is a messenger RNA of Striga asiatica, 834 nucleotides long. The record is from the annotation of a GenBank genome assembly. NCBI's taxonomy places the organism in Eukaryota, Viridiplantae, Streptophyta, Magnoliopsida, Lamiales, Orobanchaceae.